Messenger RNA from Anguilla rostrata (American eel), 3468 nucleotides. RefSeq names its product zic family member 6 (gene zic6). Lineage: Eukaryota; Metazoa; Chordata; Actinopteri; Anguilliformes; Anguillidae. Gene Ontology annotation, biological process: regulation of transcription by RNA polymerase II. Gene Ontology annotation, cellular component: nucleus. Gene Ontology annotation, molecular function: RNA polymerase II cis-regulatory region sequence-specific DNA binding; DNA-binding transcription factor activity, RNA polymerase II-specific. The coding region runs from base 1123 to 2715 and encodes 530 amino acids. The transcript is spliced from 2 exons. The record is from RefSeq and is a predicted model, not a curated record.
GUUAGUUUAGGUGACCUUUCUUGUUAGAGUAAACUGAUGGAAAGAUUACCUCAGAGAUAAAUGAGGCUACAGGACUGUGGUUGUACGGGACAAUAGUCAGGUCAGUUAUCCAAACGUAAUUUUUUGACAAUAAAAUGAGAAACAAUAUAGCUAGUUAUUUUAGAAGUCAUAUUAGAUGUUUUAGUUUUUGGUUCCAUGGCGCUACAGUAUAUACCGAAGGCGUAUACAUUUUGCUAAGCUUGAGACUAGUGAGAACAUCUUGCUUAAAUUAAGUCAUAUGAUCCGACAGGACAGAGCAAUCUAAUCUCUGAAGAGUUUCCGGAAAAUGUGAAUAAUGAUAUAAACACACACAUGCGCGCACACACACACACAUACAACAAUGUGCAUACAACAAUAUGUAUAGAUUAUGCUUACAACGAGAACGUAGUACCUGAAAAUGCGAAUUGCUAUCAUUGUCUGAAAUUGCUUUCUGUAUUAUAUUAAACCACGCCCUUGCGAAAGGCUCUAAUAUCGUGGUAUUGCGAGAACGUUCGGGGGUGUCCAGGUUUAUCCACAUCUCUCCCCAUUGCAGCCGUAAUAAUGAAUGCGUAUUUCGAAUUGUGUGCAAUGAGAAACAAGCAAGAAUGUGUGGAUUGGAAAAAAAUGUUAGAUUUUUUAAAUGCGAGUCAAAGAGCUACCAGCAUUUGGCAGUGUAUAGGCGGCACAUUUCAAAGAAUUUUCUUCGCAAUAUUCGAAAACGGAGUCGUGCAGCGAAUGCAUGCGUGUCCCUUUUAAAACAAACCAAGUUCCCGUCAAUCAUACCGAAUUCCAACCAAUCCCAAAGCGCUCCAUUUUAAAAGCAGGUCUUGCCUGCUGUGCUUUUAUAUUGCACCAUGACCUGUUUCGAAGCAUUUUUACUACUACGGUUAUUGCCACAAAUCAAGAGGGCAAAGUAAACGGCAUGGGACUCGUACCAACUUUAACCGACUUGAGCAUGGUUCCUGUUCUUUCCGCGAAGUUCAGGGUUAGGAAUUUCACAUGCAGAUGAUACACAGCGUGGAUAAUGGAAAUGCGAUUUCUAGGUAAAUCUUACGCAUAAAACAGGUUGAUUUUGCAAGUCCACAGCCAAAUCCACAACAAAACAUGACAAGCCUGCCGAGGUUUGCUGGCUGCCCUCUUUCCUGCGUCUACCCUGGGGAGAGCAAUACUGAACCCAGCGUGGUGCUGCCACCUUUGGCAGGGGAGCACAUGGGACACCCCACUGGCAGUUCCUUAAAACUCUGCCCCUCGCACAAUUUAGGAGACUACCCCGAGACGAGGUCCAGUACAUAUGUUGACUAUUCCGUCCCCCAUCCUUCAGACUCGGGAUACUCCAGCUACCGUUUAGAACAGAGUCCUAGGGGCUUUAUCGGUGGAGCCAAUCUUCCUGGAACAAGAAUGCCACCAGUCACUGAUCAACUCGCACCAAGAUCAACCCAACAUGGCGUGAUUGGAAGGUAUCGUGACCUUCCCGGCUAUAGAGAAGGCAGAAGCCACGCAAUUUUCACUGCAUAUCAGGAGCAGGCCCAUGGCUCAUCCGACGCCACUCGAGACCUCAGCGGCCAAGUGAUGUUGAGCCUGCCCGGGGAUAUUCUCACAAGAACGCACCCUUACGGCCAGUCACUCAGUGGCCCAAGAGGCAGCGGCCAACAAUUAGUUACCCAGUUCCUGGAUCUCUACAAGCCGCUGAACAUGGCUAUACAACGGGGAGGUGAUGCUUUCUUCAGGUGCUCCAGGCAAGACCUGAAGCGCGAGCUGGUCUGUAAGUGGAUGGACGGCCAAGAUGGGGCCGGCAAGCAGCCGUGCUCCAGGACAUUCGGGACUAUGUAUGAGCUAGUCACUCAUGUAACGGUGGAACAUGUUGGGGGACCUGAGCAAUCUGAGUACGUCUGCCACUGGCAGAGCUGUCCCAGAGAGGGAAAGCCGUUCAAAGCCAAAUACAAGCUGGUAAACCACGUCAGAGUCCACACUGGGGAAAAACCGUUCCCUUGCCCCUUUCACGGCUGCGAGAAAGUUUUCGCAAGAUCAGAAAAUCUCAAGAUCCACAAGAGAACGCACACAGGUGAAAAGCCGUUUAAAUGUGAAUACGAGGGCUGCAAUCGGAGAUUUGCAAACAGCAGUGACCGGAAGAAGCACUCUCACGUGCAUUCCAGCGACAAACCCUACAUUUGUAAGAUCAGAGGGUGCGAGAAGUGUUAUACUCAUCCCAGUUCCCUUCGCAAGCACAUGAAGUUACAUUGCAAGGCCUUCAUGGCGAAAACCAACGAGGGGUGUGGGGAUGACAGUGAACACCUUGCCGAGGUCACGUCACCCGAAGUAACGGAUCAUCAAAGCGCUACCUCCCCUAAAGCGACAGUGACGCGCACAUUGCUGCCUGCCACCUCGCGAGAUUCAUUAUCCCCCCACGUUCGAAAUGCUUCUACUCUGGGGCCACGCGUCCAUCAUUCAUAUGACAACAGUCUGGACUAUUCUACACAUAGGUCACCAACUCUCUUGGAUCCCCUGCUGUUACAGAGGGGUCAUUUUAGGACGGAGUCGACACAAUACUCAUCCAACCAGCCGGGUCACAAUUUCGCUCAGAGCCACAGGCCUUUUCAUCCUGGUUCGCCUCUCCAAAAAAGUAUCGUCAACGGAUGGUACACCUGUUAUAAGGGUUCAGAGUCUUUCUCGCCAAAGCUGUGUAAUGAUGAUGUAUAACCUGACUAAUUCUAUAAUAUAUUAUGUUCCUUUUAUGGUUAGACAUGUGGUAAUUUGUGUAGGCGUGGGUUCAACAGAACUGGGUGUUUUUUUUACAUUAUGUGAAAUUCUGAGUAGCAGUUUGUAAUAUAAAAAAUACACGCCUAACUGUAUUUAACGAUGUCGUUGUAUGGAUAGUCAUCGUGGGUAAAGAUGAUGGAACUUAACACAUCACCGUGCAAUUUAUAACCGACAAGCUUUAACUGGUGUAUAUAAUUCUUUUUUUUCUUCGUGUAAUUUAACUGACCUGUCACAGUCAAAUAAUCUUUAACCCGUUUUCCUACACGUGUUACGAUAGAACCAACCCCUCUCUUUGGGGCCAUUGGGGUUACUUGAACACGUUUAACAGCGAAAGCAGACAAGUCGCAGUUUUUACGUAGAUACAAUUAUAAUAUGAAUUGUUAUUUAUUACGGUUUUUGUACAUAAUCAGAAAUGCAUAAAACAAAAGGGGAGCACAUAUAAUUGUAUUGUGUUCAGUGUCUUGCUCGAGGUUUAAACUGGCUAAUUUAUCUCUGAAAGAAAGUGACAUAUUUAAUAUCAAAUGAUAAUGUCAGUCCACCGAUAUCGAAACGGGAUGCCUGAAUUCAUUGUAGUCCCUCUUUGUAUAGUCAGCUUAAUUGUGUAAAUAAUGUGGAAGGAUGGGAUAUGUAAAUGUAAUCAUGUCUGUAAUUUAAUGUCAAAAAUAAAUUAAAAUCGUGUUUUAAUCACCAAUA